Molecule: messenger RNA, 1605 nt
Organism: Bathycoccus prasinos
Lineage: Eukaryota; Viridiplantae; Chlorophyta; Mamiellophyceae; Mamiellales; Bathycoccaceae
Exons: 1
Coding region: 1-1605 (534 amino acids)
Biological process (GO): protein folding
Cellular component (GO): chaperonin-containing T-complex
Molecular function (GO): ATP-dependent protein folding chaperone; ATP binding; ATP hydrolysis activity
Source: RefSeq, a predicted model, not a curated record
AUGGCGGUGCAACAAACACAAAAACAAUCAACAGUCGGGGAACGGUACACCGACGACAAACUGAAACACGACAUUCGCAUUUCAAACAUGACGGCGGCGAAGAAGCUCGCGGAUGCGAUACGAACGUCCUUAGGGCCGAGAGGUAUGGAUAAGAUGAUGGUCUCGGAGAAAAACGACGUGACGAUUACCAACGAUGGGGCGACUAUUUUGUCCAAGAUGAAAGCCACGCAUCCGGCGGCGAAGAUGUUGGUGGAACUGUCGAAAUCCCAAGACAUCGUCGCCGGAGACGGGACGACGUCUGUGGCGGUGUUGUGUGGAGCGUUGUUGAAUAAAUGCAUCGCUUUACUCGCGAGAGGCGUGCAUCCGACGAUUAUUUCGGAUUCGUUGGCGUUGGCGUGCGACGAGGCGUGCAAGUUGACGGAAACGUUUGCGAUUCCGGUCAACAUCAACGACCGAGAACAGUUGAUAAACGCGGCGACGACGAGUUUAGGGAGUAAAGUCGUCGCGCAGUAUUCGGACGUGUUGGCACCGAUCGCGGUGGAUUGUGUGAGUAGGAUUUUGGACGAUAAGAGACCGGAUUUAGUGGAUUUGAGAGACGUGAGGUGCGUGAGAAAGCAAGGCGGGACGAUCGACGAUACCGAGUUGACGGAAGGCAUCGUGUUUGACCAGAAAACGGCCAAAGGCUCCGGGUCGGGGAUUCAUACCGUAGAGGACGCGAAAAUAGCGUUGAUUCAGUUUUGUAUCAGUCCACCAAAAACGGACAUGGAGAAUAACGUGAUUGUGAGCGAUUACACGCAAAUGGACAGGAUUUUAAAAGAGGAGAGGAAUUACGUCAUCGGUUUGAUCAAGAAAAUCAAAGCGACUGGGUGCAACGUUUUGUUGAUUCAAAAAUCAAUCUUGAGAGACGCGGUGACCGAGUUGGGGAUGCAUUAUUUACAAAAAGCGAAGAUUAUGGUCAUUAAAGACGUGGAGAGAGACGAGAUUGAGUUUAUCGCGAAGACGUUGAAGUUGCAACCGGUGGCGCAUCCGGAGCAAUUGACGCCGGAAAAGUUGGGAAGAGCCAAGUUGGCGAAGGAAGUCGUGUGCGGUAAAUCGAAGGUGGUGAAAGUGACUGGAAUUGAAAACAUGGGGAAAACGGUUUCAGUCAUCGUUCGAGGCUCAAAUCAGUUGGUUUUAGACGAAGCAGAUCGAUCGUUACACGACGCUUUGUGCGUCAUCAGAUGUUUGGCGCACAAGCAGUUUUUAAUCACCGGCGGAGGGUCGGCGGAGAUUGAGUUAUCGGUGAGAUUAGGACAGUGGGCGCGAACGUUAUCUGGGAUGGAAUCGGUCUGCGUGAAAGCGUUCGCGGAAGCGUUGGAGGUUAUUCCGUACACUUUAGCUGAAAAUGCCGGGUUGAAUCCGAUUGAAAUCGUCACGGAGUUGAGAAACAAACACGCCAUGUUGGGCAACGUCCACGAAGGCAUCAACGUGAAGAAAGGGACGGUGAGCGACAUGAGAAAGGAGAACGUUUUGCAGCCGCUUUUAGUAACGACUUCGGCUUUGAGCUUGGCCACAGAGUGCGCGAGAAUGAUUUUGAAGAUUGAUGAUAUCUGUCCGGUUCGAUAA